UGGUGACGCUGAUGAAUCCCCCUGACCACGACACCAAAGAAGAUGUCCUGAGCAAAGCUGCUGGAGAAGAGCCUGCAGCUGAUGUGGACUGGAGGCUGCGAGGGCAAAGCAAAAAGGCAAAAAGCCAAGAGGACGAAAAAGCGCUUAAGGUCGCAGACGUGAAGAAAACUUUUGAGAAGCAUAAGCCUGCUGCAGAGAAAGCCACGCCACCUGCUAGAAAAGAAACAAUGAGACGAGUGGUACGACAGAGCAAGUUUCGGCACGUGUUUGGACAGGCGGUGAAAAAUGACCAGUGUUACGAUGACAUUAGAGUUUCCCGUGUAACCUGGGAUAGUUCUUUCUGUGCGGUUAAUCCCAAAUUUGUUGCAAUAAUAAUAGAAGCUAGUGGUGGUGGUGCAUUCCUGGUUCUGCCUUUACAUAAGACAGGUAGAAUUGACAAAUCCUACCCCACGGUAUGUGGCCACACAGGACCAGUGCUGGACAUCGACUGGUGUCCUCAUAAUGAUCAAGUCAUUGCCAGUGGCUCGGAAGACUGCACUGUUAUGGUGUGGCAGAUCCCAGAGAAUGGACUCACGCUUUCACUGACGGAGCCUGUGGUCGUCUUAGAAGGUCAUUCCAAAAGAGUGGGCAUUGUAGCCUGGCACCCCACUGCCCGCAAUGUCCUGCUAAGUGCAGGUUGCGACAAUGCCAUAAUCAUCUGGAACGUGGGGACUGGUGAGCCGCUGAUAAACCUGGACGACAUGCACCAGGACAUGAUCUAUAAUGUGAGCUGGAAUCGGAACGGCAGCCUUAUCUGCACGGCUUCCAAAGACAAGAAAGUCCGAAUAAUCGACCCCCGGAAACAAGAAAUCGUUGCUGAGAAAGAGAGAGCGCAUGAAGGAGCACGGCCCAUGAGAGCCAUCUUCCUUUCUGAUGGGAAUGUCUUCACCACUGGGUUUAGCCGCAUGAGUGAAAGACAGCUCGCUCUCUGGAACCCAAAAAAUAUGGACGAGCCCAUCGCCCUCCAUGAAAUGGACACUAGCAAUGGGGUGUUGUUACCUUUCUAUGACCCAGACACCAACAUUAUUUACUUAUGUGGAAAGGGUGACAGCAGCAUCCGCUACUUUGAGAUUACAGAUGAGUCACCCUACGUUCACUACCUCAACACAUUCAGCAGCAAGGAGCCACAGCGAGGGAUGGGAUUUAUGCCGAAGAGGGGCCUUGAUGUCAACAAGUGCGAGAUAGCCAGAUUCUUCAAGCUUCAUGAGCGGAAGUGUGAGCCCAUUAUCAUGACCGUCCCUCGGAAGUCCGACCUAUUCCAGGAUGAUCUUUAUCCGGAUACGGCGGGACCAGAGGCUGCUGUAGAAGCUGAGGAGUGGUUUGAGGGCAAGAAUGCAGACCCCAUCCUCAUCUCCUUGAAGCAUGGAUACAUUCCGGGCAAGAACAGGGAUCUCAAGGUGGUGAAGAAGAACCUCUUAGACAACAAGCUGGCGGCCAACAAGAAGAGCGAUCUCAUGAACACCCCAAAGAAAGCAGCGGACAGCCCAGAUCCUCAAAACGAAGCCAAGUUGGAUGAAAUUUUGAAAGAGCUGAAAUCUCUAAAAGACACAAUCACCCAUCAAGACGAGCGCAUUUCCAAGUUAGAACAGCAGAUGGCAAAGAUUGCAGUCUGAGAGCUGAGCAGGAGGAAGCGGAGGAGGGGAAGAGGCAGAAGUGUGAGCGAGGGGUGGACUGUGGAGGGAGGGCCGGGGGAGAGACACUGCCCUUGGGAAGACGUUCCGUUUCCCCAGCACUACUGCGACCUGGAUAUUUCAGCCAGCACUCGGUUCUCCUCCUAAAUUCACAAGCGCCAGCAGAAGCCGACGAUCCAAAGCCAACCUCUUUCUAGUAAAAGAUUAUUGUUUUGCUCCUGAUAAUUGUCAUGUGGCUGUUGCCAAAAGUGCUGCUUUUACAACCUGCUUAAUUGAUUUGAAUGCCAGUCCUUCUGCCUUUCCAAACUAGCAAACUUCCCAGGAUUUGGGACCAAUUACUGCAUUGUUUUUAAAGUACUUUUUUUUAAAAACUUCAAAGUUGCCAAAA
This is a messenger RNA of Eublepharis macularius, 2058 nucleotides long. RefSeq names its product coronin 1C (gene CORO1C). Lineage: Eukaryota; Metazoa; Chordata; Lepidosauria; Squamata; Eublepharidae. The transcript is spliced from 11 exons. The coding region runs from base 12 to 1652 and encodes 546 amino acids. Gene Ontology annotation, molecular function: actin filament binding. Gene Ontology annotation, biological process: actin filament organization; neural crest cell migration. The record is from RefSeq and is a predicted model, not a curated record.